AUGCACGGCUGCAGGUCCGACGGCACAAUAGACGAUUCGGACUUCAGCAACCCUCUUCCAUGGAUCGGCGUCUAUGUCGCCCUCUUUUCUCUGGUCUGCGCCGUCCUGAUGGGAUUCGACUUAGCGGAAGGCUUCCGCCGUCGGAGGCACUGGUUCCCCUGUAGAGCCUUCUCUCUCAACGCUACCACCCUCACCCUAUUGGGCAUCGCCGCGAAGCUCCCGGCCGACAUCAACACUGCCAUGCCCGGCCGCUGGGACCAGCUCUCCAAGCUGACUGGUGCCGUCCUCGUCUGCACCGCCAUGGGGAACAUCAUGCCUUCUCUCGGGGUGACAGACAACAUCUUCUCCAACACCGUGGCUCUCGCAAUUCUCGUGAUCACCGUAGUCGGAAACAUAACAACGCAACUGACCACCGGGGUGAUCUACUCUUUCCAUCUCGAGCAUUAUAUCGUCCUCUCCUUCAUGCUGAUCCUGCUGGCGAUCACCAUCUCCUCUGCUCUGAUCGUGUCAACUACCAAGGAGGACCUGAAGAUGGAAAAAGAGCGGAAUUCUGAUCAGAAGCUGGAGAUGACCGUGGAUGAAUAUUGGUUGAUGGCUCACACGAGUAGCCCACAGUAUGUCCUGGGACGUUCAGCCGCACUGAGUCUUGGGUGUUUUGUCUUCUUGGAGCGGUCCUGUUGAUCCAAGCUGUUUGUCGACCCUUUGUCCAAGAGUUUCGGAAUUUCUGUGCUAGGGAAUCGGACUACGAGUGGUCGUCGGUGGUGGUUUCCAUUUCUCAGAUGGUCACUAUCUCUGUUGGGACUGUUGCUCCGGCUUGGAGAUGCCUCAGCGCCAUCGGAUUCCGCGGAAGGCAGAUUGGUUGGUUUCUGUUUUGGAGUCAAACACCAUUAAGGUGACUUUUCUAAUCAAAUUGGAUAUUAAUGCGAUUAUAAAUGAUUCGUGAUAUUAGGGUUUACCUGGGGCAAAACUGUAAUACAAUUAUAGAACGUAUUAUAUAAAAACCUGCCGUUGGGGUUUCAAGGCAACAGAAUAACACAACUCGUACGGAGACACUAAAUCCAUAGGAGAGAGGGUCUGAUUGCGGGGAUCGAACAGAAGAAAAGAAGAGAAAGAUCGGAAGACGUUCGUCAUUUUUCAUAUUGAUGGCGAAGACAGGUACGUCAAUUUCCAACAAGUGGUAUCAGAGCAGGUUUUCUCCUCUCUGUUCUGAUUUUUCAUAAGGUGACUUUCAUCGCAUAUGAGGCACAUGAGAACUACAGUUACCCAUUAAGUCGCCGCAUGGGGACCACACCAUACGUCGGCAGUGAGGCUGAGAUGAUGGAAGCGGCCGAAUAGGCGACCGUGUCGUCCAUAUGAGGUGUAGACCAAGGCAGCCACUGGCCGCGUUGGCGACCAAGAAAGCUCUGGCCAGGAAGACCACAGCGGCGGCCAUGCAGAGGGCCACUGCGGUAAAGUGGCCUUAGGCAAUGCAGCGUGAGCAUGCAGACGAUCGUCGUACGUCAUCGAGGCGUGGGUUGCCACAACGGCAGUCCCAAUACCCACCGCCGUCGUGCUGGUCUUGGCGGCGGUCCUCAUCGCAGUGGGCCCCGUUUUGCCGACGGACUCGACUAGUAGAGGAUGGGGGAGGUGACGCUGGGGGGGGGCGGGGGGGUCGAUGCUGUCUCCGGUCGGCCUCGGCUCUGUACCGCUGGCUACCGCAGUGGUGGUUGCACUCCAUGCCUCCGCGGUGUGCUCCACCACCGCCGACAUUGGCAGACAGGGGUGGAGCUCAUCUGAGGCGGUAGGGCCUCGACGCGAGUGCCGCUUCCUGGGCCGACGAAGCGGUUCGUGGGAGACGGUGACUCACCGCCCGAGGCGCCGUUAAAGGCGGUGGACGUUUUGCUGCCUAUUAGGGCGGUGGAUAUUUUGCCAUGCAAACCACCUCGCACGGAUCGCGAAACGACGGUCGCCCGGUGAUGACGUCAUAUGACGUCGAUUAUUAUAAAAUACUAAUAAUAAAUACAUAUUUUAUUAUUAUUAUUAUUACGUGUUUUAUUUAUUAUUUAUGUGUUCAUUAUUAGCAUAUUGUAGUUUCAAUGUUCUAAUGUAUUGUCUAUUAUUGUUAUUUUUGAAUAUUAGAUAAUAAUUAGAUGUAUGACAUGCAAUAUGUAUUAGACUAUCAAGAUAGAACAUUAAUUUGUUUAGUCUAAUUAUAAAAAUAUACUAAAUGACAUGUAAUUAUGUGUUUAACCUAGAAAACUUGUGUUCCUCACCAAUGUGACACAAAGUAAGAACAGUUAUUUAUAUUAAUUACAUCAAAUAGAUUUUAAAUCUAAUUCGGAUGGCAUUCAACUUUACAUUUAGAUAAAUGAGAUUAAUGUUACUCACCAAUAUGAGAUUGUUAUGUUUAUAUCUAAAUGGGUGAAAUGAUUGCAUUUACAUAUUAAAUAUAGAGUAUUUAAGUACCAAACGAUAUUAUACUUCAUAAACUUUUAUGUAUGUGCAGUUAGUUUCAUGUUCAUUUAACUAAUAAUACAUUAUUUCAUCUAGUAGAGUUAUAAUGGUAUUAUUGCUAAAUAUAAAGGUCAUUUCAUAUGAGUUGUUUAACUUUAUAAUAGAUAGAGGGGUUAGGGUACGUAUGUUGAAUGACGUAAAUUUCUUAAAAUGGAACGAAGCUUUAAUGUUUCAAUUAGGCCUAAUGGAUUUGAAUCUUUAUUUUCAAGUGUCUAUUCCUCCAGCACUUACUGAUGAAAGUAAUGCGGAUGCAAAGAUUCUCUAUGAAAGAUGGAAGAGAUCUAAUAUAUUGUUUUUAUCAUUCAUAUUACAACAUGUGCCUAAAAAUAUUAGAGGUCAUGUGACUUCUAAUACUCUAGUAACCAUUUACAUGAAAAUGAUUGAAUAAUUUAUUAGGUCUAACAAAGAUAAAGCAGGUGUCUUGAUUCAAAAGUUUACUUUUAUGUGCUAUAUAGUGAAAGAAAAUAUACGAGAGUACAUCAUAGCUAUACGUGACAUUGCAGAAAAAUGAAAUGAUAUGAAUAUUACUAUUCCUAAGAUCUUUUCGGUCCAUUACAUCUUGCAGAUACUACCAAUAAAAUAUGACCUUUUUAAGAUCUCCUAUUACACACAUAAGGAUGAAUGGUCAAUGAUUGAUCUCAUGAUCUAGUGUGCUCAAGAGGAAGAAAGGUAAGCUGCUAGUCAACUAGAGAAGAUAGACACCAUGAAUAUGGUAAUUCACAUAUUAAAGAAGUGUGCAUCAAAGGGCAAGAUGAUGAAGAAAUCUUCAAAGAAGAAGCACAAAUUAGGUGUGGCUAAAAGCUCCAUCUCUAAGGUUAAGUACUUCUUCUAUAAGAAACCUGAUCAUCUGAAAAAAGAAUGCCGGCAACGCGAAGAAUGGCUAAUCAAACAAAAUCUAGGUAAUGAUAUUUCUAUCAUAUGUCAUAAAUCAAAUUUAGCUUAUGUUCUUAAUUCGAAUUAGUGAGUUUACUCAAGUGUCACUGUGCACAUUUCAACCAUCUUGUAUGAGUUUCUAAUAACACAACCUCCAACUGAGUUUGAACUGUAUGUCGUAUUUGAAAAUCGGAUGCAUUCACAUGUAAAGUCAGUGGGAGACUUUAGAAUCACUCUACAGUCUAAAGAAAUUUUACUUCUAAAGAACUACUUUUAUAUUCCAUCAUUACAAUGAAAUUUGAUAUAUGUCAUCAAAUUAGUUGAAGACAAUUAUCACAUCAUUCUUGAUGCAUCAAGCAUAUCUUUAACUAGAGAAAACAUUCUUAUUGAGACUUGCGUAAUUGAUGGAUAAUUUAAGCUUAAUGUUUCUUCUGAAAAUAUUUCUCUAGUUUGCUCGAAUAAAAAUAAUAGAACUAACGACUCUGUAAUUUUGUGGCAUAGAAGGUUGCAACACAUAUCUUAAAAGAUUAAAGGGAGAUUAGUGAAAGAAAGUCUUUUGGAAUCUUUGGAUUUCACAAAUCUCGAUACAUGUGUUGAUUGUAUCAAAGCAAAAAUAAUCAACACAUUUAGAAAAAAUGUCAUAAAAUUUGGGAUAAUGUUAGAUUUGAUUCAUAUAGAUAUAUGUGGACCUUUUCAUCUAUAUUUUAUAGGCCAAAAAUAUGUUGUAACAUUUAUUGAUUAUUAUUCAAGAUUUAUGUAUCUUUACUUUAUACAUGAUAAAUUUGAAGUCUUUGACAUGUUCAAAUAUUUUAAGAAAUAAUUAGAGAAAUAACUAGAAAAAUCUAUAAAAGUAGUCAAAUCAAAUAGAGGUGGAGAAUAUUGUAGUAGACACACUAAGGAAGGACAAAUGUUGGGACCAUUUGCAUUGUUUCUUAAAGAACAUGACAAUGCUAGCCAAGCCUGACAUGAAUGAGGUUGCAGAAAGAUGAAACAUAAUGCUUAAAGAAAUGGUCAAGGUUAUGAUGAGUUAUUUUACUUUUCUAGUCUCAAUGUGCAGUAAAACUUUAAAGAUAGUUGUACAUAUUCUAAAUAAGGUUCUAACAAAAUCCAUAUAGAAAAUUCUUUAUGAGUUACAUGUACAUAUGAGGUUGUCCAGCUGAAAUUAAACUUUAUAAUUCACAUGAGAAAUCUCUAGAUUUAAGGAUAGUCAAUGGAUACUUCAUUGGCUAUUGAUGCUUUCAGAUUUUUAUAGGUGUCAUUAAGUCUAAAUCUUCUCAAUCAAAAUAAGAUAAAUUGAUCUUAAAUUUGAUUCGCACAAGAAUUUGUAAAUAGUGGUGUGUUAGGUCGUAUCCUUAGGAAAUCCGGACUAAAUAAUUUAAUAUUCAUAUGCUUAAGUGAAAGAGGAAGAGAAAAAGGUAAGAGAUAGAGGAAGAACGUGGAUGGGAGAGAUGAGAAGAGUGAGAGAUGCGUUCUUGAUAUGAUUUCUCAUAUUCGGAAGGGAUGAAAUCAGAAAUCGGAUAAUGUGUAAAAUAGUAUUCUUGAAACUUAAUCUACCUUCAAUUUCAAACUGAAAUCUAACCCUAGAUGAACAAGGAUAUAAUUCACCACGAAACUAACUUGGCUUCACCACUCCUUUAUUUUCGCCAAGAAGAGGUGCUCUUGCAGUAGUGGGAGAGGCCUCAUUCAGGCGAGAGGAACUCUUAUUUCUGUCACAAUACAUCUACAAACAUACACAACAGAGCCCUAUAAAACCUUUCCCCUCUAGGUGGGUGCAAGGACCACAAUUUUUCACUAUUCAAAGAGCUGUUCAUAACAUUAUUUUUCCCCCAAUGUAUGGAGUAAUGACUUCCCAUUUCUCUCUCUUUCUUCUCUACGUACGAGAGAGAUUGUCUGAAGGUUUUGGUGACUUCAUGACUUCGUGCCUUUCACCAUUGAAUGGCUAGUUCCUCAUCAAGUCAUCUUCCACCAUUAGAUUGAUGAGCCUUUCUUCAUUUGUGUCAAUAUUCCUUGGCUGUUUGAUUGCUUUUGUCAUAAGGAGCACUUGCUGCAUGUAACGGUUGGAUUUUAGUCACAUAUUGAAUGCCCUAAACUUGAGUAAUAAAUCACUAAAAACUAUUCGAAGAGAAUUAACAAAAUCCUUGAAAUAUAAGGUCCAUCAUAGUAAUGUUAAAUGCGACAUGAAAUGUAUAUCAAAAGAGUAAUUCAAGAAAAUUCAAAAAAAUAUCAAAAAUGUUAAUAUACUUUCAAACAUAUUAAAAUCACAUUAUUAUGGUGAGUAAAUGCUAAAUAAUAUCUCAAAUAAUAUUAAAAUAUAGAAGAUAAAUGUGUAUUUCUGACUUACUAUUUAUGUGUUAUUAGUUAUCUAAAGAGGUGAAGAGGAUAUAGAUUUUAUUAUCUUAUAUAUAUCAUAAGAGUCAUUGAAAUUGAUAGAGUUAUCUUCUUAGAGGAUGUUUAUGUUAGGAGUAUCCUUAGAGAUUUCGUUUUUAAAGAGUUUCACAAAGAUAUUGUUGUACCUCAACAAAUUUCUGGUGAGGUAAUGAUUUUUAUCUUAUUCAGGAGACUGAAGUUUAUUUGUCAUAUAUUGUUCCAACCUUGGACAAUAAUGAAGGAGCAAAUAUACUUAUUCAAGAACAACCACAUGAAUAAUCAUCUAAGUUUACAUAGAUCAAUCUGUUUAAGAUCUACAUCAGGAUCAAGAGACGAAUCUAAGAAGAUAAUGAAAUAGUUGAUUUUCUUUAUCUCUCAAGUGAAAACAUGGGUCAAGAGGUAAAUGAUCCUAUUAUAUUUUCACAGAUCAUGAACUAUGUAAACUCUGAUCAAUGAUUACAAGCUAUGAAGGAAGAGCUUGUGUCUAUAGAUUGUAAUAAAGUAUGAUACAUCAUAAAUUUGUCUAUGGAAAAAAAUCUUAUUAGUUAUAAAUAGGUUUAUAAAACUAAAUUAAAUCCGAUGUCACAAUUGAAUGAUAUAAAGCCAGACUUGAAGCAAAGGUUUCACACAAAAAGAAGUCAUUGAUUUUUAUGAGACGUAUACUCAUAUUUUCUCUAAGGAUUCAUUGAGGAUAGCUAUAGCUUUAGUAAAAAUGACUACAUCAAAUAGAUGUAAAAAUGACUUUCCUAAAUGACAAACUAAAGGAAGAAGUGUAUAUGCAGUAACCUCAAGGAUUUGAGGUUAAAGGUAAAGAACAUAUGAUUUACAAGUUAAAUAAAUCUAUCUAUGAACUCAAGUAAGUUUUCAAACAAUGGUACUUCAAAUUCAAUAAAAUUAUCAUGCCUUUUAAGUUUAAAGAAAACAUUGUUGAUCAAUGUAUAUACCUAAAAGAAAGUGAAAGUUGAUGGAUACUACUUGUGUUGUACAUAGAUGAUAUUUUACUUAUUAGUUUAAAUCUUAGUUUAUUAAAAAAGACCAAAGAAUUUCUAUCAAUCAACUUUGUUAUGAAAGAUAAGAGUGAAGUCAAUUAUGUAAUUGACAUAGAGAUUCAUCGGAAUAGGUCUUUGAAAAUGCUCAAGCUAUUUUAAAGGUCAUACAUAUCAAAUGUGCUAAAAUGAUUUUUGAUAGAAAAUUAUUCUCUUAAUAAAACACUUAUUAUUAAAGGUGAUAAACUAACAAAAUUAUAAGGACCUCUCUCUAAUACAGAGAGGUUUGUAAUGAAGAAAAAAUUAUAUGCUAUUGUAGUUGGGUCUCUUAACUAUGCGUAAAUAUGUAUCUGUCCAGAUUUAUCAUUUGUCAUUGGAUAUCUCGAAAGAUAUCAACGUGACCCUGGUCUAAUACACUAGCAAGCUGCGAAGAAGGUUCUACGAUAUUUUCAAGGAACUAAAAAUCUAAUGCUUACCUAUCAGUGAAUGGAUCAACAAGAGGUCAUUGAAUACUUUGACUCAGACUUUGUUAGAUGUUUGGACACACGAAGAUCAACUUCAAGCUAUGUGUUCUUACUUGUUGGAGGAGUUAUCUCCUAGUCUAAUACCAAGCAAAAGACAUUUGCAGCAUCUACAAUGAAAGUUGAGUAUAUAGCUUACCUCUAGGCAUCUUCGCAAGUUAUAUGGAUGAAGCACUUCAUCACAUAGUUAAGAGUUAUAAACUCUAUGCCUAAACCUACAAGGAUAUACUGUGAUAAUGAAAAUGUUGUCAAAUUCUCUAACAACAACAAGAACUCGAGUACUUGUAAGCACAUAGAGAUUCAGUUCUUGAUUGUGAAAGAGAGAAUUAGAGAUUGAUUAGUGUCAAUUGAUCAUAUUGAGAUUGACUACAUGCUAAUUGAUCCUCUUACGAAGUCACUUCCACGAGAUACUCAUAGUAGACAUGUCUGUAAGAUGGAGUUGAUUAGUUCUCUAGAAGAUAUGGCAUAUAUGUAGACACUAAUGUAAUAUGUGAUGUAGACACUAAUGUAUAUGUAGACAUGUUUGAUCUCUGAAUAUUAGUUUAUGAUGAACUAUCAUUUAUCAUUGAAUAAAUGGGAAUAACAUAUUAUUUAUCUUGUCAUGACAUAAUGAGUGCAUUCAUAAAGGUUCUUUAAAUAUCACAUAAAAUAUUUAAUUUUAAUAUCGAUUAUGAGUAACUUAGUACAUAGAAUAGACAUACAUCGUAAAUGUUAUAUUAUUGCCAUGACUAGUAUUUUUUAAGGAUAUCAAAAUGAAGAUAUCAUUUAUAAACAGUAAGGUUGUGAUUGCUUCACAUGAUUAUCUAAUAGAAAGAAGAUUAAAUAAAGUCAAGUGAGAGAUUAUUAGAGUCAAACUUUAUUAAGUUGACUUUUCUAAUCAAAUUAGAUAUUAAUGUGAUUAUAAAUGAUUCGUGAUAUUAGGGUUUACCUGGGGCGAAACUGUAAUAUGGUUAUUGAACGUAUUAUAUAAAGGCCGGUCCUUGGGGUCUCAACGCAACAGAAUAACACAACUCGUACGGAGACACUCAAUCCAUAGGAGAGAGGUUCUGAUUGCGGGGAUCGAACAGAAGAAAAGGGGAGAAAGAUCGGAAGACGUUUGUCAUUCUCCGCAUUGAUGCCGAAUACAAGUACGUCGAUUUCCAACAUUCUGAUGUUGAAGGAGAGAAUAGAGUCGCGUCUGAAGCCCUGGAUCAAUCGGAGGUGGUUCAGGAAGUCCGGGCGCACUUUGAGUAACAGCGGUCUAUGGUUGUUGAUCGUGACGCAGGCUGUUGUCGUAGUCUUCUGCAAGGUCGUCGCUCUGUUCUCUCUGUUGGUCGGCCUCGGUCUGGGGAAUCUCUGCCUGAUGAUGCGACGCCUCGGGACGCGUCUGUCGUCUGCGAGAUCGGUCUGUUUCGUCGAUGAGGAGACCCCGAUCCCAGAUCAGGGGAAAGAGGAAGUUUUGGGGGCUAUCCUUAGAGGGUUCGUCCUGCAUCUCGAAGGGGAGGAUCAAUUUGUAGAACUGAUCAUGAAAAGCGGUCGGCGGGACUCUGAGAAAUCGAUCCAGGAGGGGCGGGAUCGGCCGCCCGUUCAACUGAGGAAACUCAUCAGAAAGUAUUCUUCAGAGGGUUUCCCAAAGAUCGGUCGUUGCGGCAUUCGUCAGAUGUCUCCCAAUUGCUGGGCGCUGCCGCUGGUGACUCUGGCGAGUAUCGCGUUGGCUAUCCCGGGCAUUGAUAGGACGAAGUUGAAGGCGCUCCGGCGCGGCGUGGAUGAACGGCUAAGAUACGUUCGACUGGUCGACAAGCAUCUCGACAUUUACGGGCUGGUAAAUGCGGCGGAAGCGGCGGACAUUCUGUGGGAUCAAGUCGAUCUAUUCGGCCGGUUGUUUGAUACGAAGCUGUGCCGGCUGUCAGGACGAGGAGAUCACGUUGCGACGGAAGAGAUUCUGAGAAUACUCGAUAAUGUGGGAAUCCUGGAAGAGAUAAGAGGCGGGCAGGAAAAUGGUACAGAACCCGUAAAUUGGCCUCCGAGGGUGCUCGCGGGGAUGUCUAUGAAGACGAUGGCCAGGACAAUUCGGGAGGUUGACGGCGGAGAUGUCGCCGGUGGCCCUAUUUCGGUGGCUGUGCGAAGCGAUCGCCGACUUGCUGGGCGCCUGCCUGAUAAAUAUCCCAAAAGUGGUGUGGAUGGAGUGCAUCUGCAGCAGUACGGAGAAGAGAGAGGAGAGAGUCGAGGAGGCAGCGCUCUUGGUCGGGGAGUCUCAAGAACUACUGGAGUUUCUCAAUCAGCAUCGCGCCAAGGGCUACCCUCCUCAAGAACUAUGGGGUAGAGUUAACGAGUGGGCGUCUCGAUGA
Messenger RNA from Spirodela intermedia, 9567 nucleotides. The record is from the annotation of a GenBank genome assembly. NCBI's taxonomy places the organism in Eukaryota, Viridiplantae, Streptophyta, Magnoliopsida, Alismatales, Araceae.